Suricata suricatta (meerkat) is the source of this 2187-nucleotide messenger RNA. RefSeq names its product insulin induced gene 1 (gene INSIG1). The record is from RefSeq and is a predicted model, not a curated record. Gene Ontology annotation, cellular component: endoplasmic reticulum; SREBP-SCAP-Insig complex. NCBI's taxonomy places the organism in Eukaryota, Metazoa, Chordata, Mammalia, Carnivora, Herpestidae. The transcript is spliced from 4 exons. Bases 117 to 458 code for a protein of 113 amino acids. Gene Ontology annotation, biological process: cholesterol biosynthetic process; cellular response to insulin stimulus; SREBP signaling pathway.
GGUGUGUUCUAACACUGUUGUGUUUUGUCUUUACAGCUGUCGUCGGCCUGCUCUACCCCUGCAUCGACAGUCACCUCGGGGAGCCGCACAAGUUUAAGAGGGAGUGGGCCAGCGUGAUGCGCUGCGUCGCGGUUUUUGUCGGCAUCAACCAUGCCAGCGCUAAAUUGGAUUUUGCCAACAAUGUGCAGCUCUCCAUGACCUUAGCAGCCCUGUCCCUGGGCCUGUGGUGGACGUUCGACCGCUCGAGAAGUGGCCUCGGGCUUGGGAUCACCAUCGCCUUCCUGGCCACUCUGAUCACGCAGCUGCUCGUGUACAACGGCGUGUACCAGUACACGUCCCCCGAUUUCCUCUACAUCCGCUCCUGGCUGCCCUGCAUCUUCUUCUCCGGAGGGGUCACCGUCGGCAACAUCGGACGCCAGCUGGCUAUGGGCGUUCCCGAGAAGCCGCACAGCGACUGAGCCUCCGGAGCCGCCGAAGAGCACGGUGUGGGAAGUAGGCCGUGACCUUGGACUGCGACAGAGAUGAGCUUCCUCCUCCGUGACCCGCUGAGACUGGGUGACUGCACCCGUGACGCCCGGACAAAGCAGCCCCCUGGCCCGGAGCGGCAGGCGAGGGGACCUGCCUGCGUCAGCCCCGGGGCCCCACCCCGGCGGGGGCGGGGCCUCAGGCAGGCGCAGCUUCCCGAGUAUUCGAAAUCAUUUAUGUUAUUAAAAGCAAGUUGCCAUAUUUCAAAGCCUUGAACUAAAGCCUAAUUACCAGCUCUUGGUUUUGUACCCGUGCCCACAAGGGAUAGCUUGAUGGUGCUGUAACAGAGGUGAAGUGUGGUCAAAAAUAGGAAUCGUAUUUAUCCAAGAGAUUUUUUAAAAAAUAGGGUUGUGUAAAAGGAGAAGCGGCCGUGAGCCCCGGGAGGCUGGCCCCUGCGGUGGCGGCGCGGAGACCCUGUAGACAAUCUCACUGGCGCGGAAGGCAGCGAAGGCCACGGCUCUCCACUGUGGCCGCCUGGAAAUCUCAGCUCAGAAUUCGUGAAGUUUCUUCCAGAACCCCCAGUCCUCUAAGAGGGAGCACCUGUCUGCGUGUGUUUCGGUCUCAGCCUGAGAUGUCUGCCGUUUCCUUAAACCUCCAGAGUAGAGAUGACGAUUUUUCCGCAGCCCUAUGGGAUUUGCAAUCUGUGAUUGCCUUGUAAAAAGAAGCGUGCACAUAUCACCACGUCGAACAUUCGGGGUUUCUAAAUACUCAAAGAUCUCGGUGAGCACAAUGUAUUCACUCAAUGGCAUAGACCAUAGCAGACCCACUUGGCGAGGGUUGGGUCUCACUUCAAGUGCAAUGUAUCUGAAAACCAAUCUGAGCCUUGCAUUCUCUUAAAUAUUUAUUUUUUUUUAACGUAUGAGAUGUUAAAGAGGGAUUCUCCAUUCAUUUCAGUGCUGCAUGGAGGCGAAAUUCAGCAAUAAUUUCUUUCAGUUGGGAAGUUACUCUGUUGUACCCUCCACUGAGCCCUGGCCCUUUGAAAUACUCCGGUUUCGUGCGUUUAGUAGACUUGUAAUUUUUACUUACAAAUUUACCUUUUUUUGUAUUUUGCAAUUUAAGUGUUUUUGUUUUAAAUUUUCGUGAAGCGAUUUCAUUAAAAGACUCCUUUGGACUGGACGCGGCAGCCGGCUGGACGGGCGGCGGCAGCUGCCAUGCCCUUGGCUUCGUGCGCGGUGGUCCUGUUGCGGUUCUUCUGUUCUGUUCUGAGAAAAACACCUGGGAGUGAAUUUUGGGUGGCUGUGUUGCCGAUUCGUUUUCGAGGAAUUUUGUCUGGAAGAAAAUGGGGUCCUUCCGCCCUUCGAAAUGACCCCACACGUUUUUUUCUGGAAAACCGGAAGUUACAAGGUGGAAGCAGAAAUUGACUCAUUAAAACCUACUUGAUUGUGUACAGACAGGAAGUAUUUUUUUCUCUUCAACUGGAAGUAAAUCUCUAUCUGUUAGAAAUAAUGUAGCCAAAAAAAUGUGAAUUUGAAGAAUUUUUUUGCCAAUACUUUAUAGCAAGUAUACGAACCAAAGUGAUUUGAGUUUGUAAAAAUGUAAAGUACUAUGAACAAAAUUUGCACUAUCUGAGAUCUAUCUGGUGAGGUCCACAUUCGCACUUAAUUUCCAGCAUUGUGUUCUUUUUCCAUUCAUUUUUUACUUUUAUUAAAGGUUCAAAACCAA